This is a messenger RNA of Closterium sp. Naga37s-1, 3825 nucleotides long. The record is from the annotation of a GenBank genome assembly. NCBI's taxonomy places the organism in Eukaryota, Viridiplantae, Streptophyta, Zygnematophyceae, Desmidiales, Closteriaceae.
AUGUGCAAAUCUGAGCAGAACCCGCAUCGCAGCUUCCUGGUGAAGCUGUCAGCGAUUGAGAUCUACAACGAGAUUGUCAGGGACCUUCUCAACCCCGACUCUGGGCCCCUCAGGCUCCUCGAUGAUCCCGAGAGAGGCACAGUGGUGGAGCGACUGACGGAAGUGGGCGUGGAGUCCAAGGGAGAGUUGCAGCAGCUGCUGGCGCAGUGUGCGGCGCACAGGGAGGUGGGCGAGACGUCCCUCAACGAUGCAAGCUCCAGGUCGCACCAGAUCAUUCGCCUGCUGGUGGAGAGCUGUCCCAAUGCAAUGUCACGAGCGGCACCACCUCCACCGCCUCCACCCGCCACAUCCGUGCCAGCAGACGCUGCUGCCGCCCAAAUGCUCUCCGCCUCACUGAACUUUGUGGACCUGGCGGGCAGUGAGAGGGCGUCUCAGACGCACGUGGCGGGCACACGCCUGAAGGAGGGCUGCCACAUCAACAGGAGCCUGCUCACCCUUGCUACCGUUAUUCGCAAGUUGAGCGCGGGCAGCAGGGCCAAGGCGGGGCACAUCCCCUACCGGGACUCGAAGCUCACGCGCAUCCUGCAGCAGUCGCUGGGGGGCAACGGGCGCACGGCCAUCAUCACGACCAUCAGCGCGGGCAGGACCCACCUGGACCAGACGCGCAACACCCUCACCGUUGCUCUGCCAAACCUCCACCCCUCUCCCCACCAGGUGGUGACGGACAGGGCGUUGGUGGAGCAGCUGCAGAGGGAGGUGGCGCGGCUGCUUCAUCCCCUUCACUUAUUUCCUGCCACCCCCCUCCCUUACCACGUCCUUUGCUCUCCCCCACCAGGUGGUGACGGAUCGAGCACUGGUGGAGCAGCUGCAGAGGGAGGUGGCGCGGCUGGAGGGCGAGAUGAGAAUGCGCCCGUCGCCAGAGCAGUUCCACCAGCAGGCUCUGCGCAUGCAGCAGGUACGAGGGGAGGAGGGAGGUGGCUGGAAGCGCAGCUGUCGCAGGCAGCGAGGCAGCAGAGCGAGGCACUGGCGCAGGUGCAGCACCUCACACACGCGCUCUCCGCUGCCUCCUCCUGCCACAGCCGAUCCAACGGCGGGUCCCAUGGCAGGCGAAUGGUGCACGCAGCCUGGCAAAGCGGCAAGGUGCACCCAGUCUCCAGCGUCAACGUCUCAGAAUCAUCUGACGAUGAGGCGGACGGCUGGGAUCGCUUCACGCCGACCUGCUUCCCGGCAUCCAAGCCGUUGGAUCUCGUCCUGCCCACGUGCUUCCCCGGUAGCUUCACCAGGCGACCCAGACCAAGCAAGCAGCAGAGGGAGAAGGACGCCACCUUUCAUGCCUCCGCUGCAGCUGCUGUUGCCACACAGGAGGUGGUGGAUGGGAAGGUAGUGCCAGGCGACGGGGUGGCGCAGCUGGCAGGUGGGCUGGUUGUGGGCGGCAGAUGGUUGUCCUCUAGUAACGGUGGCUGCGAUGCUGCAGGGGACGGCGGUCAUACCCGUGGGAUCUCCAGAUCGAGAUUUGCUAGCAGCAGCAGCAGCAUGGGAGGGAGGAGGGAGAGAGGCGAGGCUGGUGAGGCGGCCCUGGGGGUGAACGUGAGGGGAGGAGAGCAGCAGGCGCGUGCAACAAGGGGAAGGAUGACAUGGGAGGAGAGCACAAGAGCGAGGGAGGGAGAGCGGCAGUGCGAGCAGCACGAGGGAGGGGAAGCCGACGAGCGAGAGAUGAGCCAGAGGCGGUGCGGGAGGCUAGGCCGGGACAAGGGAGACUCGUUCGGAAGAGAGAGCGUGUCCCUCCAGUCCCUCCAUUCUCUCCAGUCACUCGAAGCGUGGGUGGCAGGGGACAGGGCGAGGGAGGGGAGGCGGCGGCGCAAGGCGGUGAGCGCCAAGGUGCUGGCGCUGAUGCAGGAGAUCCAGCGCCUGGAGAAGCUGCAGGACGCCCUGGGGGACGACGUGGGGCGCGCCAUGGGGGCCCUGCAGGGGGAGAUGGAGCGCAUGAGAGCCAGGCAGAACGGGCAGGCGCACGGGCACAGGCAGGGGCAUGGGCAGGGGCAGGGGCAGGGGCAGGGGCAUGGGCAGGGACAGGGGCAUGGGCAGGGACAGGGGCAUGGGCAGGGGCAGGGGCAGGGGCAGGGGCAGGAGAGUGAGAGUGUGUCAGAGGGAGGUGUUCAAACGCCCCUUAGUCACCUCUCUGGGAUCCUGACGCCCCCGUACCACUGCCUGUCUGGGCUCCUCACCCCCUCCUCCAACAUCUCCUCCUGCUACGCGUCUGGGCUGCUCACCCCCCUCUCUCACCAGCUCUCUGGCCUUCUCACUCCCUCUCUCGCCUCCCAGCCUGUGUCAGGCUGCUUGUCCGCUGCUGGUGGCGCUGCUGUCUUUGCUGCUGCCACUGCUGCCGCCACUGCUGCUGCCACUGCCACGGGGAGUGCAAGCCGGGGGGCUGCUUGUGGUGCUGCGAGCAGGGAUGGGGACGAAGGGGGGCGUGCCAGCUUGCUCCAGCUCCACGCAGAGCUCUCGAGGCUCACAGUGAGAGACGAGAAGGACGCGGAGCGAGCGAGCAACGGAGCUUCAGCUGCUGCACCUACUGCUGCUACUCCUGCUGAUGAUUCGGCCGAAAAAGCAGCUGCCGCUGCUGCAGAGGGAGUGAGGGAGCUUCAAGCUGCUGCUGACGCCGGGGUUGCAGGGAUGGGGUUUGACAUGGGGUGCUUUGCAGACCCCUCUGGAAUGACACGCUCCUCCUCCCAGGAUCUCCAGCGGAUGGAGUUUCUGUUCCAGUCGGCAGCCGAGGUAAACGUGGCGAGAAUCCGCACGUACGUGCUUGAACUGAAGGAGAUUGUAGCGAAGCUGCACUACCAGAAGCAGCUGCUGGUGAAGCAGGUGGUCGAGUUAGAGGCGGGUAGACUGGGCGAGGAGGAAGAGGAUGAGAUGGAGGAUGACGAGGAGGAGGAGGAGGAGGAUGACGAGGAGGAGGAGGAGGAGGAGGAGGAGGAGGAGGAGGAGGAGGAGGAGGAGGAGGAGGAGGAGGAGGAGGAGGACGAGGAGGGAGAGGGAGUGGGGGACAGGGUCUGGGGCAAUGAGGAGGAUCGAGGGAUGGGGAGAUCACAGGGGGGACGAGAGGCCAAUGGUAGAGAAAGAAGAGGGCGAUGGAACCGAACAGCUUCAGGGCAUGCUUCUGGAGCAGCGUGCAUUGAAACACCCGGCAACGCUCUUCCCCAACAGCAUCAGCCUAGCCUUUCCCCCUAUAUCAUUCCACACUUUGAAUCGGGGUUCAGGGAGGAAAUGAGGGAGACUGUGGUGCUGUGGGACCGCUGCCAGGUGUCGCUCAUCCGUCGCACGCAGCUGUUCCUCGUGCUGAUGCAAGGAGAGCCGUCGGAUCGGGUGUACCUGCAGGUGGAGAGGCGCCGGCUGCAGUGGCUCGUACAGCACCUGGGGGAAGAUGGGCAGGCCGCCAGGGAGAGGGAGUUAAGAAAGGAGAGGGAGUACCUAGCCCAGCGAAUGGCACAUUGCUUCACACUCCACCACCGCCUCGAGCUCUUCCGCCAAUGGGGCAUUGCCACGUCAUCGCGCCAACGCAAGCGCCAGCUGGUUGUGCUCCUGUGGAGCCGGCCGCUAGACGAGCGCCACGUGGAGGCUAGUGCACGGAUCGUGGGACGGCUGACUGGGUUGAUUGAAAGUAGCGUGGGGGAAGGAGGCUGGGAGAGAGGAGGUGGGGCUGGUUGGAAGGGAAGCGGAGGGAGGGAUGUGUUGAGACUGUGCAAGGAGAUGCUCGAAUUGCGGCUCAUUGUGCCCUCAGGAUAUCGAGGGCUCAUGCCAAAACGUCGGCGGAAAUGGUUUUGA